Molecule: messenger RNA, 4389 nt
Organism: Postia placenta MAD-698-R-SB12
Lineage: Eukaryota; Fungi; Basidiomycota; Agaricomycetes; Polyporales; Adustoporiaceae
Exons: 10
Coding region: 1-4389 (1462 amino acids)
Biological process (GO): DNA-templated transcription; regulation of DNA-templated transcription
Molecular function (GO): DNA binding; DNA-binding transcription factor activity, RNA polymerase II-specific; zinc ion binding
Source: RefSeq, a predicted model, not a curated record
AUGUCCACGACGCUCGUCUUGGGCAUCGCCGUUGCUACAGGCCUCCUCGUCUCCCGGACUUGUCGUGAGCCUCGCGAAGAAAGCCUCAAACAGACAGCAUACAUCCUCGAGAGCCAAGUCACUCAUGCCAGAUUGCUCCCAGAACCUUCUUCUCAUGCGUUUUCCUACUCGACCCUGUCUUUCCUCUUGUCUCUGAACAGUCUGGAGUCGCAUGAGCUCGACCUCUGGCGCGGCUGGGUCUUUGGCUACGACGGGCUCUUCUUCCGGCUCACAGGCCUGCGUCCUUCCGCAUACUUGACAGAUGCAGGUGGACCCGCAUGCAGCAUUCGGGAGAAACUCCUAGGCGUGCUCGCGCAGAGGGGGCACGAUCCCCUGCGCUUUCGCGACGCGUGGAUGAUGUCAAUGCCGAGCUACCUGGGCUUCGAGGGAAUUAAUCCGCUCACGGUCUAUUUUUGCUAUGACGGUAACGAUAACCUGUGGUUGGUGGUGCUGGAGGUUCACAACACCUUCGGCGAACGACACGCAUAUACUCUAGAGAUUGGCCGUGCAGAAGAUGCAUCUCCCGCUACAGGAUUCUCCCAUCAAUGGACCUUUCCGAGACGAUUUCACGUUUCGCCCUUCAAUGAUCGUUCAGGAUUCUAUACUGUGGCAGUUACUCCGCCUUCCCAUCCUCCCCGCAACAGCCAGACAGACCCAGAAAGAUUACAUGACAUGUCUCUGCCAGUAGUCCGCAUUCAUCUCCACACGCCGGGUCCAAUCGAAGACGUUCCAGGUGCAUUGAAGCUGACAGCAGUCCUCCGUGCCCGCAGCGCUUCUCCUCUAAUGACUCGAAACCUGCUCACUGCUCUAGCAAAGCGGCCGUUUGUCCUGCUACUGUCCAUGGCGAGGAUCCUGUAUCAUGCGUGGGUUCUGCACUACAAGAAAAUGCUUGACGUGUAUGUACGCCCGGAACCGCACCCGGCGGUGCCAGGCUGGGGUGCGAUCGCGGGCCCUGACAUAGGGCCUCUGUUGCCACCCAGCGGAGGUGUAGGCUGGCAGGCGGAAGCCAUGCUGGACAAGUACGCUAGAUCGCGUGUGGAAGCGUUCCUCCGGCAAAGAGUAGACGAAGUCGGGAUCAGCGUCACUCUAGUGUCAGCAAAUCCCUUGUUUGCACCUCAAGUGUUCUCGCCCAUUGGGAAGACAUCAAGAGGAGAAGCCACCGAGCGUGACAGAAGUGCGGCCCUCACAAUCUGGUAUCUCUCGCCUCAGCUCUUUGUGACGCUCUUGCUCGCACCGUCUGCCGCCCACACGUUACUCUUGGGGUACCACACAGAACGGUUCUUUGUCCCCAGCUCUCUGUCUCUAUUUGCCGCGGUCUUCGGAGCGCAUGGCGGAGACAACUCACACGAUACCGCUCCCGUUCUGACUGUCGCUCAGCGCAUGAGAGCGAACGCUAUUCCCCGCGAGCUUAUGGAACUUCCUGGCUACACCGUGCCAGCUACGCAUCCACUCGAUCCGCCUCCCUCGCAUGCAGUCCGGAAUCUGCUCAAUAUUACAGUUAUUUGGGCGGUGCUGGCAUUAGCACGCGUUGAGAGACUGGUAUACCGGCUGAGCCGAGCGAGGUUCGUGCGCGGAGAAGAGCCUUGGGGCCGGUGGGAUCGUUUGCUUUUUGACUGGACGGUAACGCUGGAAUUGGCGCCCCGAUCUGAUCUCCACCGGCGAUAUCACGCAGGACUAUCUCUGCGCAACGACUCCCCAAAGUGCUAUCCGCACUUACCAUCACAUACGAUGUCGACAAGCGAAGCCGGAAAAGCUAAGCAGACUCGCAAGCGACAGCGACUGAGUUGCGUUGAAUGCACAAAGCGCAGACAGAAAUGCGACAGGCAGAUCCCUUGCGGGCUCUGUAUCUCUCGCGGAGUUGCGCACCUGUGCCGUUGGGAACCUAUUGUGGUCCGACCGAUUCCUCAGCGACCGCCAGUGGAUGCCACCCAGUCUGUGCCUGACGCGGAGAAGAUCCAGGCGCUUUCUUCUCGCAUCGCGGUCUUGGAGCAGAUGCUUCUUGGCCAGAACGUUGCUCUCCCCACGGGGCAAGCUAGCAGCCGUGAGAGCAGUAGCGGCAGCGGAAAUUCAUUGACACAGUCGUCUAAUGAUCCAGAGUCCUUAGAGAGGCAAUCAGCAAGGCAGAAUGCCAUGGCGGCACCCUCACCUGACACGACUAUUGGAGGUCCACAUGCUCUGUAUGACUUCAAGGUGCAAGCCGCCGCUGUUGCUUUAGCACAACUAUCCCUUGCACCUCGCGACGAAUACGUUGGAGGAGGCACCAUACUCUGUGCCCUGCACAAGAUGGGCGACCCCGAGACGUGGCGUUUCCCAUUUUCCCGCUCCGCUUCUGUGUACGCCGCCUCAUCGGGUUCUUCACAGCCCGAUAUGCAUCCCAUGGCAGUACCCAUGCGUGCAUUGGUUGCAAACAUGCCCCCGCGUGCCAUCAUCUACUCGCUCCUCGAUACGUUCUUCGCCGCACGCAACUGGGAGUUUGGCUUGCCUGAGGGCUGGGUGCGCCGCAGCUGCAACACCAUGUUCUCCUACCUCGAUAGGCGGUGCCCGGGCACAACCUGCCGCUUUCCCGGCAUAUGCACAGCGUGCAACGAGAUUAUCAACCCGCACUGGAUAGCCCUGCUCUUCGCCAUACUUGCACUCGCUCCUGCGCCUGCGGCAGGGGUCACGGGCACGGACACUAUCGACCACGCGGCGUAUUUCACCCAGGCCCUCACCGCGAAGCGCCUGGGCGAAGACAUCCUCCUCGCGGUCCCCGUCUACUGUAUGUCUGAGAAGUAUGUCCAGGGCGCGACACACAGUUGCAUCGCCGCUGCACUGCUCUCCGCGUACCUCGCGGACCGCGGCCGCAUGAGUGAGGCGUGGAAGGUCGUCGGAUACGGAAUGCGCGUCGCGCAGGCUAUGGGUCUGCACCGAGACCCGUGCUGGCGCAAGUGGGACCAUAUGAGCAAGGAAGAGGCGGAGAUGCGCACGCUAGGGUGGUGGCUGCUUUGGAUGCGUGAUCGGAUCUAUUCUUUUAUCCUCGGCCGACCGACGAUGGCCCCGAAGGACUCUUUUGACGUGACGGUGUUGCCUGGCCUUACGCAUGGUGAUGGCUCGCCAAAUCCACAUGCACCUUUUUUGAAGGCCUUCAUAAGGCUUUGCGAGGUCAUUGGCGAUGGUGCCGACAGGUGUCUAGGCAUCCGUCCACCUUCACUCGUUGAUGUUCUCGACGUUGACCGCACUUUCCAAGUAUGGCUCACAGAUCUCCCGUCGCAGCUUCAAUGGCGGUCUGAUACUUACCUUUCUUCUACUGCCUCCCCUCCACCAUCCCGAUCAUCGCUACAUCCACCCUUCAGUGCCACAGAACUCGCUCUCCAGCAUCAACGUGAGAUGCUCGCGGCGUAUUACCUCGGUGGUCUCAUGAACAUGCACCGCAUAUAUCUCAUGCAACCGCCCCCGUCGCCAGCCGCCACUGCAGGCAAAGCACAGCGCUCGCCUAACCCCUGCCGUGAGGCGUGCAUCACGCUUGCGCUCGAGCUCGUCCGUGUUCUCGUUGCCUCACCGCUCACUGCCGCCUACCUUGCCGCGCUCAUCCCGUCCAACACCACCGGUCCAUCGGAGAUGAUUCCGCAGCCGUUGCAUCUUUUCCACCGCGCGUACUUCCUCUUCGACGGCGCGGUCUCGCUCGUCGGCGCCCGGGCCCAGACGCCGCCACACCCGCUCGAGGAAUCGUGCCUCGCGCAGCUCAGGCGCGCGCUGCGCAUCCUCCGCGCAUGCGCUGCUUCUGCAGACAAGCAGAACACGUUCGACGGGCUGGGCGAGACCGCGCGGCGGGCGGUCAGCGUACUCGAGGCGCUCUGGCGCGCGGUGGGCGCGCGCGCAGGGGACCCGCACGAGACGAACGACAAUGCUCGACAGCCACCUGCCCCUCCGCCGCAGUCGAGCACAUCAUCCCCUUCGGCCCCUCCGCCAUCUGGCGACCGCUUACAGCACCCCAUGUCGCUCUCCCCGUCUGGCUUUGCAGUAGCAGAGAUGUCCCCGUUCAGCACUCAACCCAUUGAGUCGAACGUGCGUGCCUGUCCGCUUUAUGACUUCUUUUCGCCCUCGUCUUGCCCAGAGCCUAGCACAAGCACGCAAGCAUUUGAUCUUGGGUCCGACGCUGCCGCGGCCGCGACUGUCUCAGCCGAUACUGCCCAGCCCAUUUCCAACGACGCUUCCUUGCCUCUCCCAUGCCCUGAUUUCCUUGCAUUUAUGGCAUUAUUGCAGACUCCUGACGCAUCGUGCAAUCCUUUCGCUUGGUCUUCCUCCACCGCCAUUCAUCAGCAGUGGCGGAGAGACCUCAAUGAACCCCUGGCCAAGUGCAGGCAGCGGUGA